This is a messenger RNA of Castor canadensis (American beaver), 1084 nucleotides long. NCBI's taxonomy places the organism in Eukaryota, Metazoa, Chordata, Mammalia, Rodentia, Castoridae. The record is from RefSeq and is a predicted model, not a curated record.
AGCACAGAACUACAGCCAGUUCUGGGGAAUGACCUUAGAAGAAGGUUUCAAGUUUCGCCUAGGAACCUUGCCACCGAACCCCAAGCUUCUGAGCAUGCAUGAAAUAACAGCUUCUUUACCUGCCCAAACUGAUCUGCCAGAGGUUUUCAUUGCUUCUUAUAAGUGGCCUGGAUGGACUCAUGGUCCAUUGGACCAAAAAAAUUGUGCUGCCUCCUGGGCGUUUUCCACUGCAAGUGUGGCAGCAGAUCGAAUAGCAAUUCAGUCCAAUGGCCGAUACACAGCCAAUCUGUCCCCUCAGAAUUUGAUCUCUUGCUGUGCCAAGAAAGGUCAUGGAUGCAGCGGUGGAAGCAUUGACAGGGCUUGGUGGUUCCUGAGAAAACGUGGACUGGUAUCUCAUGCUUGCUAUCCACUUUUCAAGGACCAAAAUGCCACCAAUAAUAUCUGUGCCAUGGCAAGUUGGUCAGAUGGGCGGGGAAAACGGCAUGCCACAAAGCCCUGUCCCAAUAACAUAGAGAAAUCCAACAGGAUCUACCAAUGUUCUCCUCCAUACAGAGUCUCUUCCAAUGAAACUGAGAUAAUGAGAGAAAUCAUGCAAAAUGGACCAGUUCAAGCCGUAAUGCAGGUCCAUGAGGAUUUCUUCCAUUACAAGGCAGGAAUAUACAGGCAUGUUGCAAGCACCAAUGAAGAAUCAGAAAAGUAUCGAAAACUACGGACCCAUGCCGUCAAACUCACGGGAUGGGGCACACUGAGAGGAGCAAAAGGGAAGAAAGAAAAAUUUUGGAUUGCUGCCAAUUCCUGGGGAAAGUCGUGGGGGGAGAAUGGCUAUUUUCGGAUUCUUCGAGGAGUAAAUGAGUCUGACAUUGAAAAGUUGAUUAUCGCAGCUUGGGGCCAACUGAUAAGUUCAGAUGAACCAUAACUAUUAAAUUUCCACAAGGCCAUGCUUAAGUAACUCCUUAAAUUAAAGUUAGCAAUGUGAGUUUCUUUGUGACAGUGGAAGCUUUGUCAUUCCUCUUUGUACAUAAAUCAAACCUGUUUUCUUAUUUUUCCCCAGAUUCUGUUCUUUUGCUUCCUUUAUAUUACUGAG